GGUACUUGCGACAAGCUCUAAACAGUGAAACGUCGCUUCAAUUGAGCUUGUGUGUCCUUUUUUAUUCGACCCUCUCCCUCCCCUUUUCUACAUAAUCUUGUUUCUUGUUUUAUCUCUUUGUACAAAUAAAGGGAACAACUUCUCCAGGUAUUCGAGAAGUCAUCCUAUACCAAUUCCCUUCCAUACCUAUUCCAUUGGUGCUGAUAGUACCGUCAUUUCACAAUGUUCAACCUCCGCCGACUCUUCGUCAGCGCUCUGCUGCUAGUGGGUGUAAGCGUCAUCUGCUUCUCCCAGACGGCUGCCGCUGCCAAGGGCCCCAAGAUCACCCACAAGGUUUAUUUCGAUAUCACGCACGGCGAUGAACCCCUCGGACGCAUUGUCAUGGGUCUUUACGGCAAGACCGUGCCCAAGACCGCCGAGAACUUCCGAGCUCUUGCUACUGGUGAGAAGGGUUUCGGUUACGAGGGUUCUACUUUCCACCGAGUCAUCAAGUCGUUCAUGAUCCAGGGUGGUGACUUUACCAAGGGUGAUGGUACUGGUGGCAAGUCGAUCUACGGCGAGAAGUUCCCCGAUGAGAACUUCAAGCUAAAGCACUCCAAGGAGGGUCUUUUGUCCAUGGCAAACGCUGGCAAGGACACCAAUGGCUCUCAGUUCUUCAUCACCACCGUCAUCACCUCGUGGCUCGACGGCAAGCACGUUGUCUUCGGUGAGGUUCUUGAGGGUAUGGACAUCGUAAAGAAGAUUGAGGCCGUCAAGACCAAGCCAGGCGACAAACCAGAACAAACUGUCAAGAUUGCUAAGAGCGGAGAGCUCGAGGUGCCCCCUGAAGAUAACACUCAAGGUCAUCCCGAGUGGGCUGCAGGUUACUCGACCGAAGAAACUACGAACCCGUUUGCAGGGACUGCAGCUCCCUCGGCUGGGUACUCUGUCCUACAGAAGGCCCUGCUUUUCGUCGUCGUCAUUGGCGCUGUUGCAUUCUACGUCCGCUGGUCAACACGGAGGAGCGAGCGAGACGACGCUGCUUACGAGAAGACGAUGGUUUAGAUUCUUUGAUAUAUAGUCAUAAAAACCAAAUACAUGACGAAUUUGGAUUUUACGAUGUUUAAUAUGUGUAUCAUAUAUGUGAAAUGUAUUUGUUCUUGGUGUUUUGUCCAUCACGUGUGGUUUACUGAAACUGUAAAUUGUAGAAUUUGGCACCGGUCCAAUUGGAUAAGUACA
Molecule: messenger RNA, 1218 nt
Organism: Hypoxylon trugodes
Lineage: Eukaryota; Fungi; Ascomycota; Sordariomycetes; Xylariales; Hypoxylaceae
Product: peptidyl-prolyl cis-trans isomerase-like protein B
Exons: 4
Coding region: 223-1044 (273 amino acids)
Biological process (GO): protein folding; protein peptidyl-prolyl isomerization
Cellular component (GO): fungal-type vacuole; endoplasmic reticulum
Molecular function (GO): peptidyl-prolyl cis-trans isomerase activity
Source: RefSeq, a predicted model, not a curated record